Molecule: messenger RNA, 3559 nt
Organism: Haliotis rubra (blacklip abalone)
Lineage: Eukaryota; Metazoa; Mollusca; Gastropoda; Lepetellida; Haliotidae
Product: amine oxidase [flavin-containing] B-like
Exons: 14
Coding region: 124-1662 (512 amino acids)
Molecular function (GO): oxidoreductase activity
Source: RefSeq, a predicted model, not a curated record
AGUUUCAGAGCGUACGAUGCCCUUUCAGCAUACUCGAUGACAGAGACGUGCCCGGUGUCAAGUCUGGUCUUCAAGUCAUCCAGUUUUCGCUGAAGAUUGUCUCAGCAUCACGUGCAUCUAAAGAUGAACGACAUUCAUGUGGAUGUAGCAGUUAUUGGUGCUGGUAUCAGUGGACUAAGUGCUGCCUGUUUACUCAAGAAGAGUGGAUUGAGUGUUGCUGUCCUCGAAGCCCAGGAUCGUGUCGGAGGACGGACCUACACCGUCAAGCACCCAACUCAUGGCUCUGUAGAUGUGGGCGGCGCCUACAUUGGACCCACCCAGAACAGAAUGUACAGGCUCAUCAAGGAACUUGGACUAGAAGUCUACAAUGUCAAUGAAGAGUACAGGACUGUCCUGUAUAUUAAUGGUUCCUGGUCAGCCUAUAAAGGAAGAAUACCAUGUCUGAGAAAUCCUUUUAGCUACCUGGAUCAAAAUAAUGCAAUCAGAACCAUUGACAAAAUGGCUGCACAGGUGCCCCUAGGUGCACCCUGGAAGGCGGCCAAGGCUAAGGAGUGGGAUUCAAUGACUGUACAGGAGUUCAUCGACUCUAUUUGCUGGACCAGGGAAGUGAAACGAAUAAUGAAGAUAUUCAUCAACACCGUAUUUACAUCUGAGGACCAUCAGUUGUCCCUUCUGUACUUCCUUCAAUAUAUCCACGGUGGGCAGAGUUUCAACAGGGUGUCUCUCAUCACUAAUGGAGCACAGGAGAAGAAGGUUGUUGGAGGGACCCAGCAGUUGUCUGAGGGGAUGAGUGACUGGCUUGGUGCCGAUGUUCAUCUCAGAUCCCCCGUCACCAGCGUCAAACAGGAUGAUGCAGGAGCAGUUGUCCACACCGUUGAUGGGAAAGUCGUCAAGUGUACAUACGUGAUCAGCGCCAUGCCACUCACGCUGCUAUCCAGAGUGCGCUUCUUCCCUCCGCUACCUGGUCUCAAGGCCCAGUUGAUACAGCGAGUCCCCAUGGGCUCCGUCAUCAAGACUAACUUGUUCUACAGCACCCCGUUCUGGAGAGAGCUAGAUCUGAGUGGAGUAGCUAUGAGUGACAAUGGGCCAUCUGCGACAUGUUUUGAUGACACAAAGCCAGACGGCUCCCAUCCUUCGAUCAUGGCCUUCAUCCUGGCUGACAAGUGUCGCAGCCUCAGUCACCUUACAAAGGAAGAGAGAAAGCAGAAGUUGUGCCAGCAAUAUGCAGAAACAUUCAAAUCCAAGAAGUUUUUGGAGCCUGUGGGGUAUGUGGAGAAGAACUGGAUGGAGGAUGAAUAUUCUGGGGGAUGCUACUCAGUCACACUUCCACCCGGGGUACUGACAGAGUAUGGAAGGGAGAUCAGGAAGCCACACCACCGUCUGUAUUUUGCUGGGACAGAAACAGCUACAGAAUGGAUGGGAUUCAUGGAAGGAGCGAUCCAGGCUGGGGAGAGGGCAGCCAGAGAGGUCUUAUUUGCUGAGGGAAAGAUUAAAGAAUCAGAGAUUAUGCAAGAUGAACCAGAAUCAGAGGACUUCCCUGCCAGGCCCCUCCCGACUUCAUGGGUAGAGCAGAACAUGCCGUCUGUGACUGCCGUGGUUGUCAGUGUAGUGCUGGCUGGCUGUGUUGCUUUUGUGGCAGUCAUUUUCCAGAUGCUGGGAUAGUGCUUUAUUUGUUUAAAGCCACGCUAACAUGUUAUAAGCAAAUAUUCCAGGUAUAUGUCAGUGACAGGCAAUCCAGUGAUUGACAUUAUGACAUUAACUUCGCACUUGGGAUACAAUGACUUGUGUGGUGGAGGUCGGUUCUAAGAAUGAUAGACUUAGUGGAGCUUCGGGUGUGAUAGGGCUUUCUGGUGGCAGGCAAUUAAUCCGCAAAUAAAAUAACACACAUUGUUAGAUUCAGAGUAUUCUAAGAGAUUAUUGGACCAAUUAGCAAAUCCAGUUUCAUCAGGUGACGUGGACAUGGAACAAUCUGGAAGUUACUAUCACCAUUAUAGACAUACAAAUGGAGCAUUGGAACAUUGCCCUUAUUUAGGACUAAUUUGAUGUAAUACGUAAGCUUGGAAACUAAAACAAUCUGAAACAACAAAAAUGCAACCUGGCACGGGAGAGAUAAUCGUACAAAAAUCGUACAAUAAUGAUUCAGCUGCAUUUCUGAUACGUAGAACACUCUGGUUCUGAACAAAAUUACAAAUCUAUCUAUCUUGUGUUCUAUCUCCAAGCGGUUUUUUCGGGGUUUUUUGUUUUGUUUAUUGUUAAUUUCUUCUGUAUUUUUGUUAUAUUCCAAGUUUUUUUAUAUUACAUGUACACAUGUGCACAAUUCCAAGGAAUAUUUGAAUAUUUGAAAAUAUUGCUGUUCUAACCUUCAAGAUCGAUUUCCAAUAACUUGAGAAAUGACACACACAUGACAUUUGGUUGGUGCAGUAGUGUUCUUGCAAGUUUUGCGGCCGCUUAUGAACAUACGAUGUUGUCUCGAUUGUCAGAUGAACAUUUGUAAAACAUGUCACUAACUUAUAAGACAACUUUAUCUUAAACACAUGCCAUCAUCCGAGUAUUUAAUGCCUGUGACGCAAUCGUCCGUUUAUUCAUUGAAGCUUGUGUUAAAACUGUUGCCCGAAAGCAUGACGUUUGAAUCUCUACACAAAAGGUAUUCGGACACUUGACGUAAUUUCCAUUGACUUACAUCUUAAUUUACUGUAGCAUAAAUAAUUUUCAUGAAUUUAACUUUUCUAAGAUCCAAGUCAAAUUUUGCACAUUUGUGAGAAAUCAUCUUACCUACAAUCGCAUAUUUUCUGUUUAAUUUUCCGUUGCUUAUUUACCGAAUGGCAACAAUUUAAUCAACAUAUGUACAGUGCCGUGAACUCCUUAACAUUGCGGCCUAUGUGAUUGUGCAUUGCGGAGCCAUACGUAAGUUGAUAAAUGUGAUGUCAUUAGUUAAAUAGUAGUCGAAAAAUUAUGUGCACAGAGCAGUGAUGAUUUCAAAUUUGCCUAUCAAAUUUUACAAAGAUCCAUCCUUAACUCACGUCAUGAAAAUUAUUUAUGCUACACUGAAAUAACAGGUUAGUCCAUGGAAAUUACGUCAAGUGUCCGAAUACUUUUUGCACGGGUCUGUGUAAAUUACCUUGACAGUUCCUUUCAGAAAACCGAAGUUUGCAUCUUUCUUCCAAACCGUUAGUGAAUAUAUGAUAUUUGCUGAAAAUAAUACGACCUAGGUUAGCGAACGAGCGUUGGACCAAGAACGUAAUUUUCCGCAAUGCAAGCCCCUAUAACUGUUCUAAAAGUCAGUCCCUUCAACAAGCAGACGACCAGUUUUCAUACCGCCCUGAUCCUUAGCUAGCUCCCGACGCCUUACCUUGAGAGACGGGGCCCAGCAUACUCUUGAAACUAAGUGCCAUUGUUCAUUUUUUUGUUUACAAAAAGACAUUUCUUUGGUCAGAGAUAUUAUUUUUCAAUAUAUUUUAUGUUUUGUUCUCCAAUGACACAAGGUAAAUGUGUUGUUGUCCAUGUUUGACAUAUAAUGUUGCUUUUCAUAAUUUCAUAAUAAAAUGGUUGAAAAUGGGAA